UACCAACUUUUGAUAGAUCGAUACACAAUAAAAGAUUAAAGUUCAUUGGAAAGCUUUCUUUUUCACGUUACAUCAGGUUUCGAAGUCAGUGAACGUGCCUCACUGUGUCGAAGUGUAAUGUUUUCGUAUGAUUGUUAAUAAUUUAAAUUAUUGUGUUCUCCAUACGUUAUACUAAAAAAUUCUAUAAACAUGAAGUUGUGGACAUCACAUCAUACUUUUGAUCAUCCAUGGGAAACAGUUGUAAAAGCAGCAUGCCGAAAAUAUCCAAAUCCCUUAAAUCCAUCGGUUUUGGGCACGGAUGUUAUCGAUAGAAAAGUUAAGGAUGGUGUUCUUUAUUCUCACAGAUUGGUUACUACUCAAUGGCGUUUUCCUACAUGGAUAUUACCAUUCUUUGGUCAUCAAGGUCCAUACUUUGCCAGUGAAUGGAGUGAAGUUAAUCCAGAAUCUAAAGAAAUGGUAGUCAGGACGGUAAACAUAAGCUUGGGCAAGCACGUUUCGGUCGGUGAGGUGGUCACGUACACACCACAUCCGGAGAAUCCGGAGACAACGCUUUUAACACAACAGGCGGUCAUCUCUAUCCAGGGGGUACCGCUCAUAGAUCAUUUAGAGAGGUUACUGACAAUGACGAUCGAACAAAAUGCGAAUAAGGGUCGUCAAGCAGUGGAAUGGGUCAUCGAGAAACUCCAAACGGAAGUGAAAGAUAUCGCGUCCUCAGCCGCGAAAUCGACAGAUGAUCUGUUUAAUCAAACACGUCGUCAAUUGGACGACAUCACGAAUAUAACGAAACAGGGGAUGGAAGAUAUACAAAACGUGGCGAAAAAAUCGUUCGACGAAUUUCAAAAUUUGACGGUGCCUCCGCCAUCUCAAUCGAUACCAAAGUUGUAGCUAAUAUAUCACGUUAGCUUCAAUCUCUUUAACUAACGCAACGUAUAUCUUCGAUGGAACGAUUGUGAAUGAAAUAAAGUGGUUCGUCGACAAAGAGAAUUCCAUUUGUCGUGUUUCGGUGCUGAUAAUAUUCAAAAGAUACACACGGGAGGAAUUUCUAUAUUCCACUGCCUUAUAAUCGAUAUAACGAGAUUAACCAGAGUUUUCAAUGAUUUUGCGCAUCGAUCAAAUGCAAUCGGGGGUUAGUAAAUUAUUUUAGGAAACGUAAUAAGGAAUAAAUUGUUCAGAUGAAUAUUUCAUACAAAUAUUUAUACCGUUUAGGAUUCAAAGAAAGACUGAGACGCGUAAUAUUCUUCUUUUAGCGAACGUGACGUAAAGAUAGAAAAUCAAGAUAUAUUUUAUCGAGCAAAAAUAUAAUAUCGCGGCAAAAUUUGUAAACGCGCCAAUCGUUCCCCAGAAGUUAAAAGAGCGUCUUAGUGAAAGAGAUGUAGCUACGGUAAGAAUGAUUAAACAAAAAUACUUGACAAUAUCGAUAUCGAGGAUCGUUUCUGGAAAGAUAUUGUCCAGUUUCAUUGGCUCGAAACGAAACUGAAGUUCAUUCAAAGGAAAAUUUACCAAAAAAUAUAGCAUCUAGUACUAUUUGCAAGGAAACGUCAUGUACGUGUCGUGUACGAGACUCGAGACUCUACGAAUAUUUAUCCAAACGCUUAUCUCUUUAGUCUCUCAUUUUUGUUUAAGUAUUAUUACUCUUGCGGAAUACAUUGAGACGUGAUUCGUUGCAAAGCACUGAUGAAAACGAUGUUUUCAGUUUAAUCGGUGCUUAUAUCAUUUUUUUCUUAGUAUUGAAUUCUCAUGUCAUGUUACAAAUAAUAUCGAAGAAAUAUUCUCUUUUUCCAUUAUUUGCUAAGCAUUCUAAUGUCCGCUCGUGGCUUGUGCAUCAAUUACAGUGUAGUUAAUUUAGCAAGUAAAUCGAAAUGUAAAUUAUAAAAAAAAAGGCAUAACGAAAUAGAUGUUCAAUUCAAUAAUAUAGAAAUUAGAGCAACACACGUAUUCGUGUCAAUUGACCAAGAUUUAAACCAAAGCUUAGAUUCGUCUAUUCCGAUACUGUUGAAUUGGAAACCACGAAGAUAGAAAUACAUUUAUUUUUAAAUCAA
Apis cerana (Asiatic honeybee) is the source of this 2039-nucleotide messenger RNA. RefSeq names its product PRELI domain containing slowmo (gene slmo). The record is from RefSeq and is a predicted model, not a curated record. Gene Ontology annotation, cellular component: mitochondrial intermembrane space. NCBI's taxonomy places the organism in Eukaryota, Metazoa, Arthropoda, Insecta, Hymenoptera, Apidae.